Diprion similis is the source of this 1279-nucleotide messenger RNA. RefSeq names its product exopolyphosphatase PRUNE1 (gene pn). The coding region runs from base 104 to 1222 and encodes 372 amino acids. NCBI's taxonomy places the organism in Eukaryota, Metazoa, Arthropoda, Insecta, Hymenoptera, Diprionidae. Gene Ontology annotation, molecular function: exopolyphosphatase activity. Gene Ontology annotation, cellular component: cytoplasm. The transcript is spliced from 6 exons. The record is from RefSeq and is a predicted model, not a curated record.
GUUAACCGCCCACACAGUCCGUAUCAAGUCUGUACAGUCUUCAUGUUGUAAAUAGUCCAUGGUAAAAUUUCUAACCUGUAUCAAGGCAUUAUCUUUGUAAAUUAUGGAUUCCUUUCUGGAAGCAUCAAAAGCUUCUUUGGAUAAUCUAGUUCGGUAUAAAAUCGUCCGAGUAGUAUUGGGUAAUCCAACGUGUGAUUUGGAUUCAGCAGUGUGUGCUCUUGUCUAUGCAUUCCAUCAUUACACCGAUGUUAAAGAUAAAGGUGAAGAUAUUGCUGUGAUACCUUUGCUCAAUAUUCCGGAAAAAGAAUUUCGUUUGAAAACUGAAGUUCUAUACCAUUUUGAAAAACAUAGUAUACCACUGGAGCUGUUGACUUUCAGAGAUCAGUUGAGUCUUGAGGUUCUUAGCGGUGAAAAGAAAUUAGAAAUUAUUUUGGUAGACCACCAUACUCUCUCCGAGGAAAGUCGAGGCCUUGCUAAUUCGGUUGUACAGAUUAUUGAUCACAGACCACAAGACCCAGCGUGGUUGUGGCCGCAGAAAGAGAUUACGAUAGAAAUAGUUGGCAGCUGCUCAACUUUGAUUGCCAAGAUUUUGAUUGAUAAAAAAUCGAAAAUUCUGGACCCUCGUAUCUGUAGUUUCCUGCGAGGGCCAAUCUUGGUUGACACAGUCAACUUUUCUGUCGAAGCCAACAGAGCUACUCCUGACGAUGCUGAAGUUAUUAAGAAACUUGAGGAAAUUGGGUUCAUUACUUCCGACAGAGAGAAGGAAUACAAAGAACUCCUUUUCGCUAAAACAGACAUCAGUAGGUUGACCCCCGGGGAGUUGUUGAUCAGAGAUCUGAAGGUUGCCAACGGUAUACCGAUUUCAGGCCUUCCAAUCUUGGUAGAGAGUUUUGUGAAACUGGACGGUGCCUUUGAAGCACUCACUGAAUUUACAACGCAAUAUAGCUGUUUCGUGACCGUUCUGAUGGGCUUAGAUCUCAAAAACGAAACGGUGACGAGAGAUAUCGCCAUAUUUUCGCCGACCAAUAACAAACUACAAAGUACAAUUAUAAGAUUGUUGAAAUCCAACACAGAACCCUCGCUGAAUUUAAUGGAAGAAGAGAUAAUUUCGACACGUAAUAAAUACGACCUUGUUUUAUUCAAACAGGGCAACGUACAAGCGUCGAGGAAACAAAUACUCCCAAUCAUCAGAGGCGUACCUACUGAUUGUAAUUCUUCGUAAUUAACUCUUACGAAUAAAAUAUUUGAAAUCAAUCUUAAGGCAUUAUCAGAUGUAAUA